AUGUCUCCUCCUCAAGAACCUCUUUUGCUUGAAUCUUAUGCUGUUCAAUCCAAUGUUGAUAAUAAAGAAAUGACAUUGGAUACACUUGUCCAAUCUAUUCAUCGUGUACUAGGUGAUGAUGGGCUUGACUCUGAGUGCAUUGAUGCGAAUGAAAUUAUUCGACUGAUGGAGAAAUACAGUUCAAAUGCUGCUGACUGGAGUAAAUAUACGUUAUUUGACCAUUCAAGAGCCUAUACAAGAAAUCUGAUUGAUGAUGGCAAUGGCAAAUUUAAUUUGAUGAUCUUAGCUUGGAGCAGAGGCCAAAAAAGUCCAAUUCAUGACCAUGCUGGCUCCCAUUGUGUAAUGAAAAUACUUGACGGAGAAUUACAGGAAACUCUGUUUGGUUGGCCAGAAUCAGGUGAUAGCGAAGAAUGUCCUCAACAAGACAUCACAGCCAAUAGUCUUGAUGACACAAAUGAGCUCAAUGGACAACCAUUGGCCAUCGCAAGAGAUACAAUUUACCAGCCAAAUCAAGUAACUUAUGUACAUGACAAAAUAGGUUUACAUCGUAUCUCUAAUCCAAGCAAAGAAAAGGGAGCAGUCUCUCUUCAUUUGUAUACACCACCUUAUCAAAUGUGUAAGACAUUUGAGGAAAAAACUGGUAGGGCUAGAAGCAGCGGUGUCUGUUCAUUCUACUCUAUCGGGGGAAAUCGUGUUUAA
Gilbertella persicaria is the source of this 699-nucleotide messenger RNA. RefSeq names its product RmlC-like cupin domain-containing protein. Gene Ontology annotation, molecular function: cysteine dioxygenase activity; ferrous iron binding. The transcript has 4 exons. Gene Ontology annotation, biological process: L-cysteine catabolic process. The record is from RefSeq and is a predicted model, not a curated record. Bases 1 to 699 code for a protein of 232 amino acids. Lineage: Eukaryota; Fungi; Mucoromycota; Mucoromycetes; Mucorales; Choanephoraceae.